Messenger RNA from Sinocyclocheilus anshuiensis, 618 nucleotides. RefSeq names its product tripartite motif-containing protein 47-like. NCBI's taxonomy places the organism in Eukaryota, Metazoa, Chordata, Actinopteri, Cypriniformes, Cyprinidae. Bases 1 to 618 code for a protein of 205 amino acids. The transcript has a single exon. Gene Ontology annotation, molecular function: zinc ion binding. The record is from RefSeq and is a predicted model, not a curated record.
AUGGCAGAGGCUAUACUUGGAGAUCACGACCAGUACAGCUGCUCAAUAUGUUUGGACUUGUUGAGGGAUCCUGUGACAAUUCCGUGUGGACAUAGUUACUGCAUGGGCUGUAUAGGUGAGUGCUGGAAUACAAAUGAUCUGAACGGGAUCUAUAGAUGUCCACAAUGCAGACAGGCCUUCAAUUCAAAGCCUCCACUCAACAGAAGUACAGUGCUUGCUGAAAUAAUGGAGAAACUGAGGAGCACAGAGCUGCAAGUGUCAGAGUCUGCUCAAUGUCUUGCUGGACCUGGAGAGAUUGCGUGUGAUUUCUGUGCUGGAGAAAUGAUCAAAGCUGUCAAGUCUUGUCUGGAGUGUCGAGCCUCUUACUGUGAAACACAUGUACAACCCCACUAUAAUGUUCCUGCCCUGAAGAAACACAAGCUGGUGAAAGCUGCAGUCAUUCCAGUAUGCCCCAAACACGACAAGCGUCUUGAGGUUUACUGUCGAACGGACCAGAAAUGUGUCUGCAUGCACUGCUUAUUGGAUGACCACAAGGGCCAUGACACAGUGCCAUCUACAAUAGAGCGCAACGAGAAACAGGUGAAGAUGUCCAUCAUUUUUUACUUUAAUGACUUGUAA